GAUCCAAGUAGCGUGAGAGAAAGAGAGAGACAGAGAGACUAGAUUUUUUAUUUUAUUUUUACUUUUACAUAUAAAGCAAAGCACCAAAGCACAUAACAUUCAGCGACCAGAUCUAACUUGAAGCCUGCAAAGGAAAGCUCAACAUCUGCAUCAUCCUUCUCAUUUUUUUUUAAAUAAUUAUAUUAUUAAUAUAAUUCACAAAUAAUUUUCUCUUCUCUUAUCUCUUAGAUCUGUCAAAUUCAAUUCUCAGAUCUCCCUAGGGUUUUAUUUGCUCAUUUCACUCUUUGAUGGUUUUCCAACCUUGAGUAUGGAUUCGCAGCCUUCCCAAUUGGGAAGGUAUACAGUUGAUUCUCCUACCUCCACCUCCACCAUCACCUCCACUGCCAGUUUCCUAGCUAGUUCCUCCUUGUCUAAAUCUAUCUCGGAUGCUGGCAUCCAGAGUCUCUCUUCAAUCCUCAACAAUCCUCACGUCGGCAAAUCCGGUGUCUACGGCUCUGAUGCAUCCUGGGUCGGCUGGUGGUCUUCCUCCACUUCCGUCGCUCCACCGGAGUUCGCCCCGUUGAUUCCCAAUAAGGCAUCAUCCGACUUGUCGAGAUCUGAUUUCCAAAGCUACUUGUCGUCCAUUGCUGAGCCUUAUCACCGAUUUGAGGACGUUAGGAAUCACGCCAGCAAGGAGGAGAAUUUGGACUUAGAGAGCAUCGGCGGCCAAGGCGAGGCACUUGUGGCGUGUUUGCGAGAGGUACCCGCAUUGUAUUUUAAAGAAGAUUUCGCUUUGGAAGAUGGGCCCACCUUCCGCGCUGCUUGCCCCUUCUCCAACGUGUCGGAGAAUGUAGUGCUGCAAGAGAAGUUGUCGCAGUAUUUGGACGUGGUGGAAUUGCACUUGGUGAAGGAGAUUUCGUUGCGAUCUAAUUCGUUUUUCGAGGCGCAGGGGCAGUUGCAGGAUCUCAAUGUUAAGAUAGUGGGAGGAUGUAGUCGGAUUCGGGAGUUGAAGGAGACUAUAAGGCUUUUGGAUAAGGAUCUGGUUGAGUCCGCAAGGCAUAUUCAGGAGUUAAAUGCUACCAGGAGUAAUUUGUUGGCUCUGCAGCACAAAUUGAGGGUUAUAUUAUAUGUUAACCAAGCUCUUUCAGCUCUCAAAUUGCUUGUUGCAUCUGCAGAUUGUGCUGGAGCUUUGGAUGUUACCGAUGAUUUACAGCAUCUGCUGGAUGGAGAUGAGCUGACUGGUCUGCAUUGUUUUCGUCACCUUCGGGAUCAUGUGGGAGCUUCAAUAGAUUCCGUAAACUGCAUUCUCUCAGCAGAAUUUAUGCGAGCUGCAAUACAUGAUUCUGGGGAUGCAGAUGUGGUUAUUUUAUCUAAAGCUAAAGUCAGGGCUUCCAUUUCCCCAAAUGGAAAAGAUGAUGAAGUUAAAUUAGAUGAAGAAGAGACCUCUAAUUUUCGUGAUCGACUCCUCCCUCUCAUUGUUGGGUUGCUGAGAACAGCUAAGCUUCCUUCUGUGUUGAGAAUAUAUCGUGAUACACUUACUGCUGACAUGAAAACUGCUAUUAAAACUGCAGUUGCAGAGCUGCUUCCCAUUCUUGUGGCCCGGCCUUUAGAGUCAGAUUUUACACCUGGAGAGCGAACAGUAGAUGCAGAUGGUGGAGGUUUAUCACUUGCAAGCAAGUUAAGGAGCUUGUCAUCUGAAAGUUUUGUUCAACUUUUAGGUGCUAUUUUCAAGAUUGUACAGGCACAUUUAGUACGGGCUGCUGAAGUGAAAAAGGCAAUUGAGUGGAUUAUGUGCAACUUGGAUGGACACUAUGCUGCUGAAUCAGUUGCUGCUGCAAUUGCAGUUGGUGCUGCAGCUGCUGAAACUUUACAAGAGAGUGACAUUCAGGGCAGUUCAGUUCCUUCUUUUUUGCCUCAAAGAAGUUCUGUUAAGGUUCCUUCAUCUCAGGGGAAAACAAAUGAUGCAGCGAGUCCCUCAAAUAUGUCUAGAAACUUCAGGGCUGAUGUAUUACGAGAGAAUGCUGAAGCUGUCUUUGCUGCUUGCGAUGCUGCUCAUGGAAGAUGGGCAAAGCUCCUUGGGGUCCGUGCUCUUCUACAUCCUAAGUUGAGAUUGCAGGAGUUUUUAAGCAUAUACAACAUCACACAAGAGUUUAUUACUGCUACUGAGAAGAUAGGUGGAAGGUUGGGGUAUAGUAUUCGUGGAACACUACAAUCACAGGCCAAAGCAUUUGUUGAUUUCCAGCACGAAAUGCGAAUGACAAAAAUUAAGGCAGUGCUUGAUCAAGAGACGUGGGUGGAAGUUGAUGUCCCUGAUGAAUUUCAGGCCAUUGUUGCCUCGUUCUUUUCUUCUGAGGCAUUGAUAUCUGGGGACCUUGAUGAUGCUCAAGGUAUCAUGACAACAAGAUAUGGUGAAGAGGUCACAAGCAAUGAUGGUUCAAUUCUGGCUGACAAUGAAGCACAAAAUGCUCAACAUCCACUUGGGAGGAGGGACUCUGGUGAGAUAUCUUUACAAAACACCGUGCAAGUGAAAUAUGCUCCUUUAGCUGAAGCAACGGAAAGCAAUAAAGUAGAUGUUACUUCAGCUCAGAGCAACAACACUAAUGCAAAGGAGCGUGGAAAGUUGGCCUCUCAAACGCUUAUAUGUGGAGGUGUUGGAUAUCACAUGGUAAACUGUGGCUUAAUAUUGCUGAAGAUGUUGUCAGAGUACAUUGAUAUGAAUAAUUUUUUGCCAGCACUGUCUUCGGAAGUUGUUCAUCGUGUUGUGGAGAUAUUAAAAUUUUUCAAUACAAGGACUUGUCAACUUGUUCUUGGAGCUGGUGCCAUGCAGGUAUCUGGAUUGAAGUCUAUUACUUCUAAACACUUGGCCCUUGCAAGUCAAGUCAUCAGUUUUACACAUGCUAUUAUUCCUGAAAUCAGGCGAGUUCUUUUCCUUAAAGUACCCGAGAUAAGAAAGCUAUUGCUGCUCUCUGAGAUUGAUCGUGUAGCACAGGAUUACAAGGUUCACCGAGAUGAAAUACAUACAAAACUGGUUCAGAUAAUGAGAGAAAGGUUGUUGGUUCAUUUACGUGGAUUACCUCAAAUUGUUGAGAGCUGGAAUAGACCUGAAGAUGCUGACUCACAGCCUAGUCAGUUUGCUCGUUCUCUUAUAAAGGAAGUUGGAUACCUUCAACGUGUUUUGUCUCGAACUUUACAUGAGGUAGAUGUUCAAGCAAUUUUUAGACAAGUGGUUAUAAUUUUCCAUUCACAAAUUUCAGAAGCAUUUUCACGGUUAGAGAUCAGCACUCCACAAGUGAAGGAAAGGCUUCAUCGAGAUGUUAAACACAUUCUUGGAUGCAUUAGAUCAUUACCAACUGAUAACUUGAGUAAAUCUGGUACCCCUAACUGGGGGCUGCUUGACGAAUUCUUGAUACAAAAGUUUGGAGCUGAAGCUGGUUAAAAAAUUGUUGUCAAGUACCAAAUUGAUUGAGGCUGUAACAAGACUUUCAGGAAACAUAUAGAGAUCUCAGAACCAGUUCUCAGCCUAUACAUUUACCUUGUAGAAUAGAAUUGAGUAUCGUCAGCGUAUUCAGGGUAAUUGACGGUGACUACAGACAGAUUGUGGUGAUUGAAUUUAAGCUGAAACCUCCCCACUUUGUGAAAUCCAAUGUCAAGUUUUACACAAUUGUACAAUUAUCGAUCUAUCAUCUGCACAAAAGUUCAAAGAAUGCCUCAAGCACAACUUCUAUGCUGGUCGUGUUUUUAUUUUAAGGUGUAAAGGUUCUGGAGUUGAGUUGUGAAUUGUGAUGAAAGACUGGUACAUGGAAGGAAUUCAGUUGGGCCUCAAAUGCGUUGGAUGAAACUGAUUGUUUGUGCUGGCUCUGCUUGUUUAAAAUUCGAGAUUAUUUAAAUACAAAGAGUAACUGACAUAGACUCAUUCGCCUUCAGAAAGCAUAUUCAAAUAAAAAUCACAUGACAAUUAGAUUUGAUGUAACUA
Messenger RNA from Hevea brasiliensis (rubber tree), 3952 nucleotides. Its product is annotated as vacuolar protein sorting-associated protein 54, chloroplastic. The record is from RefSeq and is a predicted model, not a curated record. Gene Ontology annotation, cellular component: GARP complex. The coding region runs from base 308 to 3415 and encodes 1035 amino acids. Lineage: Eukaryota; Viridiplantae; Streptophyta; Magnoliopsida; Malpighiales; Euphorbiaceae. Gene Ontology annotation, biological process: retrograde transport, endosome to Golgi; Golgi to vacuole transport. The transcript has 19 exons. Gene Ontology annotation, molecular function: syntaxin binding.